AUGUACACUAUCCAGAGGAAUAGGAGCUCAACCACCAACCACAACGGACAGACGUCCUCGCAAGCGAAGUCGAACUCGCGCUCUCCCGGGGCCCACGGCAGUACCGCUACUGUCCGGUUGUCGACACCUCCGCAUGCAACUGUGCAAGCUUCAGCCUCAACGGCGCGUCGUCGCCAGGUUGGCGUCAAUGAGUACACCGCGGGGGCUCCCGGCGAAUGGCUCCGUAAAGCUGUUGUCGGUGUCUCCAACGGAAACUACGUGACCGGCCAGGUUAUAAGAUACAACGGAAACUUCGUCACCAUUCGAACGUUAUUUGGUGAAUUUAACUCUCGAACGGUGGAAUUAGAAGAGGUCGCACCGGUAUUGUGUUUUCGGACCGGUAAAAGCCGACUGCGGGCCAAGGAUAUGACUGGAGAUGAGCUGACAGAACGGUAUACUGGGAUUUUGGACAGAAUUCUCGGUACCAAUCAACGAGGAUCACGCUCAAUUCCGCGCCUACUCGCGGGAUUUCAACCAGUUCGUGAACAGCCCCAAGCCACCGAUACAUUCCGGUGGACUAACACCCUAACUGGGGUCGAGUCUACAGUGAGCGUACGCCAUGCCGUUGACUAUGCGUUCUUCGUCGACGGAAAUCGCCUCAUACCCGCCAGUACACGUGCCAACAUUGGCGACGUAUUUGAUGCUGGUCCUCGCCAUACAAACGAGACGACGGAACCGCCUAGUGGCGAAGAAACCAAGCGAGACAAUCUCGAGACACUGUUACAGUCGAUUGGAGGUGGCGCCAUGGUACCCGAAAACUCCCAGAAUCCAAAUGCGACGUAUCUAGCCGCACCAGCGCUAUCCGGUACGUGACACUUGUCCCACAUAACUGCCAUGCCAAAAUCCUAGCUGCUAUUAGCGGAUGACCCCGAUCUCAUUCGCUUUUAUCUGGGA
This is a messenger RNA of Phytophthora nicotianae INRA-310, 933 nucleotides long. RefSeq lists its product as hypothetical. The transcript has 2 exons. NCBI's taxonomy places the organism in Eukaryota, Oomycota, Peronosporomycetes, Peronosporales, Peronosporaceae. The record is from RefSeq and is a predicted model, not a curated record. The coding region runs from base 1 to 852 and encodes 283 amino acids.